AGGUUGUGAACGGGGCCUGAGCCCUGGGGUCUAUAUUUACCGUCACGGCUGUUACCAGCGUGUUUAUCGAGCGCUGCCUCUGUGAGACGGCAAGGCUGGACAGCUCGGGCUCCCCCCGAAACCCCGGGCUGUGACUACCGGGAGGGGCGAGCUGGGCGGCCGCACGGAGGCCGGACGCUCCCCGCUCCUCGCUCCUCGCUCCUCGCUCGCUUGGCUGACGCUCCCUUUUCGUGUUUCGUCGGGUUGAGAAAUGCCUCCCUCUCCCUUGCGCGGAGCCUCGGCGCCCAGGCAGAGGCGGGCCUUGUUGCCUUGGCGACAGCCAGGUAGCGCCGAGCGGCCGCCCCGGCAGCCAAUUGAGGCGCGAGGGGCGGGGCCAGCCGGGUCUCGUGCCGCGGCGGCGGGGUGGGCAGGUGGGCGGUCUCGCCGGCCCCCAGGUCCGAGAAGCAUGAAGCUCCUGUGUCUGGUGGCGGUGGUCGGCGGCCUGCUGGUGCCCCCGGCCCAAGCCAACAAGAAACAUCAGUGGACACAUUUACAACCAGAAUGUGUCACAGAAGGACUGCAAUUGCCUGCACGUGGUGGAGCCCAUGCCCGUGCCCGGCCACGACGUGGAGGCCUACUGCCUGCUGUGCGAGUGCAAGUACGAGGAGCGCAGCACCACCACCAUCAAGGUCAUCAUCGUCAUCUAUCUGUCGGUGGUGGGCGCCCUUCUGCUCUACAUGGCCUUCCUCAUGCUGGUGGACCCUCUGAUUCGGAAGCCGGACGCCUACACCGAGCGGCUGCACAACGAGGAGGAGAACGAGGACGCCCGCUCUGUGGCCGCUGCUGCCGCCUUUGGGCCCCGGGCGAACACAGUCCUGGAGCGCGUGGAGGGCGCGCAACAGCGGUGGAAGCUGCAGGUGCAGGAGCAGCGGAAGACGGUCUUCGAUCGGCACAAGAUGCUCAGCUAGGCGGCCGGCGCCGCCAGGUCAUGGUCCAGGCGGGACCAGAGGCUGAGGCUGCUGGCUUCCAGGGCUGGACGGAGCCGGCCACUCUCCCUGCUCAGUGCCACCCUCCGGUCCCCUCUAAAGCCCGGGGCGUUUUUCCUUCUCCCUCUCUUUUGAAACGUGCUUGGCAGGGUCAUCCAGGAAGAGCGCUGGGUCCCUGGUCUGCUCGCCCGGGUGGUCUUCAGGGGGGACGGGACGGGACGGGACGGGCUGGGGCCUCAGGACUGGAGCGAGCCUGUCUCCCUGCCCCCAUGCUGCCACCCUCCCGGCUCCAGACCUUGGGGACUGUGUUGUCAGGACCUGAGUGUGCAGGAGACAGGCACGGCCAGCUUCCUCCCGGCCCGACUCCUCGGGCCCGGCGUGGCCUCGUUCCAGCCUUCAGGACGGCGGUUCUGCUGGGAGGGCAGAUGCUACCGCCCGGCCGUGGUCCUCAGGGCACACUGGACGCUGUUCCAGCUUCUCUUCCCCAUCCUCUCCUCCCGCCGACACGGGUAGAGCCCAGGACCCUGCUUUCUCUGCAGCCUGGCCCUGCUCCCACUUCAGGAAGCCAGGCCGUGCCCCGCCCCCACCCCUGUCUGCAGUUGCUGAGCCAUUGGUGGGACCACAGGACCCUGAGGCCGAGCAGUGGCUCCGAACACCCGGGCUCCUGUCUUGGAUCGCGACUUGUCCCUGAAUUUCAUUGUCCCAGUGCAUGGAGAGAAAUGUCAUCCUUCUGUUUCUUGUAAAUCAAGGAAGCAUCAUGAAAUUGUCUCUUUUCUCUCA
Messenger RNA from Hippopotamus amphibius kiboko, 1745 nucleotides. RefSeq names its product transmembrane protein 9 (gene TMEM9). The transcript is spliced from 6 exons. NCBI's taxonomy places the organism in Eukaryota, Metazoa, Chordata, Mammalia, Artiodactyla, Hippopotamidae. Gene Ontology annotation, cellular component: lysosomal membrane. The coding region runs from base 251 to 1708 and encodes 485 amino acids. The record is from RefSeq and is a predicted model, not a curated record.